This is a messenger RNA of Boeremia exigua, 1406 nucleotides long. RefSeq names its product NADP-dependent oxidoreductase domain-containing protein. The record is from RefSeq and is a predicted model, not a curated record. The coding region runs from base 323 to 1309 and encodes 328 amino acids. The transcript has a single exon. Gene Ontology annotation, cellular component: cytoplasm. Lineage: Eukaryota; Fungi; Ascomycota; Dothideomycetes; Pleosporales; Didymellaceae.
AGCGCACCAAAUAGGUAUUAAAGAGUUAUGUUGUACUGUUGCCAUGCUCGAUUGGUUCGAUCUCGAGGUACCGUGCAAUUGAGCACUCUGAUCCGUGUCGAAUGGCGCUCAGAGUUGUUAGCCUUAGGACUUCACGCUGCCCCACGAUGUCAGCCGGUUGCAGUACGUUCUCAACAUGCCGUACGGAGUUUGGAGUUUGGAGUUUGGAGUUUAGAGUUUGUAGAUCAAGAAUCGGAGGCAUACAAGAGGGCCGUUCCCCUCUGCUCUACUCGAUUAAACCCACGCACCCUUUCUUCGAUUUGCACACACUCAAACCACCAACAUGGUCAAGACAUUCCAGUUCCAAGACCGUACAGUCAACUACCCAGGCUUUGGUGCCAUGGGCCUCAGCUUUGGUCUGGGAACCAACCUCACACCGGAGCAGGCCGAGCCCAUUCUCCUCAGGGCCAUUGAGCUGGGUUGCACCUUCUGGGACACUGCAGUAGUCUACGCAGCUGGCAUCAAUGAGAAGCUGCUUGGCGAUUUCAUCAGGAAGCACAAUGUCCGUGACAAAGUCUUCCUCGCCUCGAAAUGCGGUUUGCAGUGCUUCGACGGCAAAUCAGGCGUCACGAACUCCGCUAGCCACAUCAAGGAGUACAUUGAAGGCACAAUUGAGCGACUCGGCUUCACGCCCGACCUGUACUACCUACACCGUAUCGACCCUAACACGCCACUCUCAGAGUCCAUCCCGGCGCUUGAUGAGAUUCGCAAGGCGGGCAAAACAAAGUACAUCGGUCUGUCUGAGUGCUCAGCAGCGACUCUGCGCAAGGCCCACGCGAUCGCCAAGAUCGACGCUGUGCAAGCCGAAUACUCUGCCUUUGAGACACUGCAUGAAACUGACGGUCUUAUCGAUGCGGCAAAAGAACUCGGCGUUGCGUAUGUUGCUUACAGCCCUCUGGGCCACGGGUGGCUGGUCGACAACUUCGACUACGCCUCGCCUGACGAUUUUGCCCCAGACGACUUUCGCCGGACUGUGCCGAAGUUUCAGGGCGAGAACUUCUACAAGAACAAGGCCAUCGUCGAGGAGAUCAAGGCUUUGGCGCAAAAGAAGGGCUGCACAACACCGCAGAUUGCGCUAGCUUGGGUAGCAGCGCAAGGUAUGAUGGCAAUUCCAGGAACAACCAAGAAGACCAGACUAGAAGAGAACUGGGCGAGUCGCGACGUAGAAUUGACAGAGGACGAGAAGAAGGAGAUGAGGAGGAUUGUGGACGCAGCAAAGCCCACCGGGAACAGGUACUCGGAGAUGCAUCAGACUAUGGUUGGGCAUUAAGCACUGUAAUUAUUGCAUAGUGUAAUGAUGAGACGAAUACACUAUGAUGAUGACGGCAAAGGAAGAAAUGGUCCACGUGACGACUUCGGCGCGCCCG